ACGCCGCGAGUAGCGUGUCGGUUUAUUUCUGUUAUAUUUAUUAAUAUUUAUUAUUUAUUUGUAUUUAAGGGAGGUUGCUGAACGAUGUUGUGUCUGUGUCUCUACGUGCCGGUUCCUGACUCGAGUCAGGCGGAGUUUGAGUACUUCGAGUCGAACGGACUGCCUUCGGAGCUGAAAUCGCUCUUCAAGCUCAGUUUAUUCCUUCCUUCUCAGGAGUUCUCCUCGUACAGGAAGUGGCGAAAGAAAAUUGAAAAAGUUGGCGAAAAGGACUUAGAUGGGCAGCUGGACUUCGAAGAGUUUGUUCACUACUUGAGGGAUCACGAGAAGGAGCUAAAACUCGUCUUCAAAAGCUUGGACAAGAAGGAUGGUCGUAUCAGCUCGCAAGAGGUCAUGCAGUCGCUUCAGGACCUCGGGGUGCGCAUUUCACAGCAGCAGGCAGAGAAAAUUCUCAAAAGCGUGGACAAGAAUGGCACAGUGACGAUUGACUGGAAUGAGUGGAGAGACUAUCCUUCAAUGAGCUCCAUUGAGGCCAUUCCUGAGAUUAUCCUCUAUUGGAAGCACUCCACGAUAUUUGAUGUUGGCGAGAACAUGAUGGUGCCAGAUGAGUUCACGACAGAGGAAAGAAUGACUGGGACGUGGUGGCGCCACCUUGUAGCUGGUGGAGGAGCAGGUGCUGUGUCUCGGACAUGCACUGCGCCCCUUGACCGCCUCAAAGUGCUUAUGCAGGUUCAUGGUUCCCGAACCAACAUGUGCAUCAUGGGAGGUAUCACACAGAUGGUCAAAGAAGGAGGAAUGAGGUCCUUGUGGCGUGGGAACGGCAUCAACGUCCUCAAAAUUGCACCCGAGUCCGCCAUCAAGUUCAUGGCCUAUGAGCAGAUCAAACGACUGAUGGGCAGCAACCAGGAGUCGAUCCGCAUCCAGGAGCGGUUCGUGGCAGGUUCUCUGGCAGGCGUCAUCGCUCAGAGUAGCAUCUACCCCAUGGAGGUUCUGAAGACUCGCCUAGCCCUGAGGAAGACGGGUCAGUACUCGGGCAUCUCGGACUGCGCCAAGCAGAUCUUCAGGCAGGAGGGCCUGACGGCGUUCUACAAGGGCUACGUCCCCAACAUGCUCGGAAUCAUCCCCUACGCCGGCAUUGACCUCGCUGUGUACGAGACCCUGAAGAAUACCUGGCUGCAGCGGUAUGCAACUGACAGCACAGAUCCUGGUGUUUUUGUCCUCCUGGCCUGUGGGACCAUCUCCAGCACUUGUGGUCAGCUGGCCAGCUACCCCCUGGCCCUGGUUCGAACCCGCAUGCAGGCACAAGCGACUGGCAAAGGUGGUUCUCAGGUAACCAUGUCUGGACUCUUCACACACAUCCUGAAGACAGAAGGCGCAUCGGGGCUCUACCGCGGCCUGACCCCCAACUUCAUGAAGGUCAUUCCUGCCGUAAGCAUCAGUUAUGUGGUGUACGAGAACCUGAAGGCGACGCUCGGGGUGCAGUCGCGGUGAGGAGGAGGAACGUGGAGCUGCAAAGGGCUUUGCCUGGACUGCACAAAAGACUGGAGGUGGAAGCAAAAAGCCAAAGGUGUCAAAAAAUAACUGGAAUCUCAAUCAUGAGGUUUGCAUGACUUUCUCAUUCUGUGAAUGUCUGACUGAAGGUGAGGGAAAUGAAGAACAUAACACUACAGUAAUUGUUAAAGCUGCUGAUCUGUAUCGCCAUGACAACAUCGUAACCCUUCAAGCUGAAGUUGGGAGCGGCCACUGGUUUUAAUCUUAAUCAUCUAAUGAUUUUCAAUUGAAUAAGAUGUUCCUUACAAAGGGCUACAGUUGUCAUGACUGCUGCUGUGAAUGUAUGAGCUCCUCUCAGGUACUUGACAGAUUUGUCACAUUUAAAUAUGGGCAAGUAAUUUGACCAGGGACCAAGAAAGAAUGUUGAUGCCACUGUGUAGUGGACAAUCUGCAUGCUAAUGCUAGCAAGUUCUCCCACAAUUCACUUUUUCUUGUUUAGCACUUCCCUACCUAUUUGGAGAGAACAGCCUAAUAAUUUGACUUAAUUCAGUCAUUUGUUUACAGUUUCAUAUUUUGAGGAAUUUUCCUGCUUUUGCUGUCAUUGAUUCUAAUGUUUGCACCUUCAACUGACCCUGACUGAUCUUUGAGAGAAAAGAGGAACUGACAUGAUUUGACUGCUUUGCAAAAAUCAUAUAGUUUGUGACUCGCAAUUUCAAUAUUUUUUUCCUAUGGGUUUCUGUAGAUAUAAAUUUCACUGACAAUUUGUGGGCGUUUAAAUUUUACACAUCUAAAUUAUUACGUUUGUUAGUAAUUGUUGUGGUUUCUGUAACUGUUCAGUUGAUACCCAUAAUAGAGCUUUGAGAUUCCUUUUCCCAAUAUUAACAUUUUCUAUAAAUUUUGUAUUUCUUUUUCAGGAAGGAGAAAAGUGACAUGUUAUUGAUGCACAGAUCUAAUUUUAAUUGGGUCAGGUUAUGCAAUGGCAGGGUAAGUGCUGCCAGCUGUUUAAUCAUAAACUUCACUGCUAGACUGGCAACAUCACUCAGUACUUCACACCCCUCUGCCUUAUCGUUUCCAUAGUACAAAGCAACCUUUAUCACACAAUUCCCAGAAGGCUUUUAAAAGAUGUCUUGAGUAACACUUGUACUUUUUAAAUUAAAUGUUUUUUUUUUUGUUUUUUUUUUUUUUGCACAAUUAUAGGGGGACAAGUGGCAUUAAUGCCGUUUUGGAAGUAAUGGUGCCGUUUGUGGGGAAAACAAACUCGUGAAAUCUGUAAACUAAGAACUAUGGGUUUCAGUACUGACUCCAAUGCUGAGAAUGUGACAUCUUAGGUUGUUUCUGCUUGGGGGGGGGUAGUAGUAGUAAACAGUUGGUUAAUUUGGACACGUGGGGUGGGGUAGUUUUUUAAAAUCGAUACAUGUCGUCUUUUUUUUUUUUUUUUUUUUUUUCCCUUUCAGUUUUCCUCUUAUGUUUAGCAGUGUAACCAUUUUAUUUGCUCUUCCUCUUGUAUUUCUCAUGUCAGCCCUUGUUGUCUUACUGUGGUCUUUUAACAAACUGAAGAUAUUAUAAAAAAAAAAAAAUGCAAAAAACUCAACUGAGAUGCAUUGCUAGUGUUAGCCUAUUUUAUUGAGGCUUAAGGAAUUUGCACAUUGUAUAACUAAGACUAGAGCAUUAAAUGUGUGGGGGAUGUUUCACUGUUAAAUAUUUAAUGCCACUUGUGAGACCUUAAUGUCACACAUACUGGAAAUGCAUAUCUCUACCAAAGAUGCAUGCUGCACAUGUUAAGGGUGUGUUCCUUAAUUCUUUCUUAUUUAAAAACUGACCCUCUGAAUGUACCAGAGGGUUAUGAACAAAUGCUCCUUUCAGUGGAAAAAUAAUGAAUGUUGUGCAAAUGUAUUUGUGUAAAGGAGGGUGGGGGAAAUAAAUUUCUAAACUGAA
Molecule: messenger RNA, 3423 nt
Organism: Scleropages formosus (Asian bonytongue)
Lineage: Eukaryota; Metazoa; Chordata; Actinopteri; Osteoglossiformes; Osteoglossidae
Gene: slc25a25a
Product: solute carrier family 25 member 25a
Exons: 10
Coding region: 85-1488 (467 amino acids)
Biological process (GO): transmembrane transport
Molecular function (GO): calcium ion binding
Source: RefSeq, a predicted model, not a curated record